Molecule: messenger RNA, 2708 nt
Organism: Planococcus citri (citrus mealybug)
Lineage: Eukaryota; Metazoa; Arthropoda; Insecta; Hemiptera; Pseudococcidae
Product: juvenile hormone esterase-like
Exons: 10
Coding region: 927-2558 (543 amino acids)
Source: RefSeq, a predicted model, not a curated record
UUGCAGAGCAUUCUUUAAAGUUUGUUUAAAUUUUAAAUUUGUCAAGUGAGUAUAAUUUUAACAAUUUUUGGAAAUUAAAAAGUCUUUUCGUGAGCUUUAUCUCUGAAUAACAUAUGAGGAGUCGGCCUGCAAAGUGACCUAACUGCAAAAAUUGAAUUUUUGAGGUAGCUUUUUGUUGCACCCUGUAGCGAACCCGUGUACAUAUUUUUCAGAAACGAAAAGGUGAUUAGGUGAGUGAAGGUUGACUCUUUCGAUUCCUGAAAACAGAUUUCGAAAAAAUGUUACUUCAAUUUCUUAGGACACGUUUUUCUCAUUUAUCUCGAAAUCAAUUUUUUUCCGUUAGGUCACUUUGCAGGCCGACUCCUCAUAUGUAUUUUUCAAGCCACAUAAUCUAAUAUCUACUAAAUACAUACACAAGAAUUUCAUCAAAUGAUUGGUUUCAAGUAGGUAGGUAUGUAAGUAUUACAAACAGGUAGGUACUUGCUUAGAUAGUGUGUUUCGUACCUACAUCGAAUGUUUUUUAUUUCUUAUCUGACACUUUCAAAAGAAAGAAAAAAAUCAUACGUCUGGAUAUGAAAAAAAAUCAAAUAUCUGUUUUUUAAUUAAUUGGUCUGGCCUCAGAUUAUCAAUGAAUGCCCAAUGUUAAAUUUUCUACGGCCCAUUAGGUUCAUUACGGAUUCACAUGAAGAUACGAUUGCUUAUUUUUGAUUGAUAGGUAGCCAUUUUUCAGCAAUAGUAUUCUAGCCCGAGUUAAUGUAAGUUAAUUUAUAUCGGCAAUUAUUACCCAUAAUCAACUAAGGUGACCUUUGUUUUAGAUAACCGUGAUUUAAUUUUUUAUUCUUGUUCAAUAAAUACUUACCGAAUAACCUACAUUUGAAAAUUUAGUACAUACAAUUUCCUAAACAUUGAAGAUCAUCAAGUGAAAAAUGUACAAAAGUUUGUGUGUUUUCUUACUUACGCUUGUCGCCGAAAUAAAUGGCGGUUUGUUUGAGUUACAAUAUGGAAUGAUCAAUGGAACUGUUGGAAAGUCGAAGAAUGGACGCCUGUAUCAGGAGUUUUACGCUAUACCGUAUGCAGAACCACCAAUUGGAGAGCUUCGAUUCAAGGCGCCAGUUGCUGUUAAGCCAUGGUCCGGUGUCAAGAAUGCAUCUUACCCUCCUCCAUUUUGUGUCCAACCUCUUCUUUCAAAUGAGACAACCAAAGUCAUCGGACAAGAAGACUGUCUUUAUUUGAAUGUUUUUGUGCCCAAUGAGUUAUUUAAUUCUACUGGUAAAGCGCCCGUGAUGGUUGCCAUUCAUGGCGGAGGAUACAGAUACGGAUAUGGAAUUGGUUACCAUCCCAGUUUUUUAAUGGACUCCGAUAUAAUUUUAGUAACGCUGAAUUUUCGAAUGGGAGCAUUAGGUUUCUUUGGUUUGAACAACGACCAAAUAAGUGGUAAUUUCGGUAUGAAAGAUCAGGUUCUAGCAUUGCAAUGGGUUAGAGAAAAUAUAGCAAAAUUUGGAGGUGAUCCUAAUAAAGUAACAUUGAUGGGGGAGAGUACAGGAGCAGCUUGUGUACAUUUACACAUGUUCUCUCCGCUUAGCAAAGGACUUUUUCACAGAGCUAUUAUGCAAAGUGGUACCGCAUUUUCAACUUGGUCGCAUUUCGCUACAGGAAAUGGUGAGUUGAUGUCUAGGGCUUUCUUGAUAAUCACCGGAUGCCAGCGUGAAAACGCGACGAAAAUUUUGAAAUGUUUGCAACGUUUACCGAUUGAAGAUUUCAUAUAUUUGGAAAAUAAAUUACAUAUUGCGUAUGACGAACCAAGAAUCUUAUUCAAGCCUAUGAUCGAGACAAAUGUCAAAGAUGGACCAUUUUUGACUAAGAGACCCUCCAAAAACUCGUAUCUAACCAACGUUCCGUGGAUCACAGGCAUAAAUUCGGGCGAAGGUGGCGUCAAAAUUAUAAAAUAUUUGAGACACAAUGACUCAUUGGCGAAGAUCGUGAACAAAGACAGAAACCGUUUCCUACCUCUGAUAAAUGAAUACGUAUACACAGCAGAUCCUGAAGAUAUGGAUAACAUAACGCAACAAGUCUCUGAUUUUUAUUUUGGAAAUGAAGACAUAGGAUCUGCUACAGCGACGAAGUUUGUCGAUAUGAUCACAGAUUCGACCUUCUUGUUUCCUGCAGUGAAAGCUGUGCAGUCUACUCGUGAUCGAAAGUACGUGUAUCUGUUUGAUCAUAAAAGAGCAGAUUCAUUACCACGCCUUGCUGGUUUGACCGUAGAUCUAGGUGUUAGUCAUUCCGACGAGCUAGGUUUACUGUUUGGUAGUGCAAGUUCUCUAGGCAACUGGACAGCUCAAGAUGUGAAAAUAUCAGAAGCAAUGUUGUCAUUUUGGAGUAAUUUCAUCAGCACUGGUGACCCCAACGGAGAUUCGAAAAUGAAGACAUGGAAACCAGUGGAGACUGAUGAUGUUGAAUAUUUACUUAUUGAUAGCGAAUCAAUAACCAUGGAAAAAAAUUUACUCAAAGAUAGAUUCGAUUUCUGGAAAAAUUUGCCAACGGGAUGGAAAUAUGACUAAGAUUUGAUUAGCUACACAUGAAACAAAUUACAUACCUACUUCCUAUACUUUACUUACCUACGUGCAUUUGCAUACAUAUUACUCGUGUUCCCAGAAUACUUAUUUAAAUAUUAUUUUGUGUGGAUUUUUUUUCUCAAUAUGAAUUUUCUA